AGACUUCCAUUUACUCGUACGGACUCCAACAAAUGUACUCGUACUCCGUGGCUUGUAUCCAGGUUGAUCGAGUUCAGCACCAUGAGAUCAUCCGCCCUGCGAACGAGUCUCGAAUUAUAAAAAGAACGAAGUGAACUAUUCUCUCGUCUCAUUUCUGUUCAUGGGAUGGCAACCGGCGGCGGAUGGGCGCAAUUGCGUCAACAGAUCAGGACCCUAGAGAGUCAGACUGAAGCCUUAUUUCACACGUACUCGCAAUUCGCUUCCACCUCGAAUUUACCUGCCAAACCGUCCGAAGAAGAACAAAGGAAUGAGGUAGAGAUUCAAGAGUUGCUAGACAAGCGUGACGGUUUGAUUGCUCAACUUUCCCGACUUCUGGACUCUGAGAGUGCUUCGAGCACAUCCAGUCUGAAGCAGAACAAUCUGUCGCGACAUCGUGAAGUCUUGAACGAACAUCGGCAGGAACUUCGCCGGCUCAAAGCCUCGGUAUCAGAAGCACGAGACCGACAACAUCUCUUGGCCAAUGUGAGGUCCGAUAUCGACGCUUUCAGAAGCUCAAAUCCGGCCGAGGCUGAAGCCGAGUAUAUGCUUCAGGAGCGGGCACGGCUAGAUCAAAGUCAUAAUGUGAUUGAUGGGGUGUUGGCCCAGGCGUACGCCAUCAAUGAGAACUUUGGCAUUCAGAGAGAGACGCUUGCGAGCAUCAAUCGUCGAAUUACCAGUGCGGCAGCACAGAUUCCGGGCGUCAACGGUCUGAUUUCGAGGAUCGGCACCAAACGGAGAAGAGACGGAAUUAUCUUGGGCAGUUUUAUUGCCUUUUGCUUUCUGAUGCUAAUGUACUUUAGCUGAGGUAGGGAUGGAAUUAUUUUCGGGCCUCAGAUCUCGGGCACAGUUGGCCACGAUUUCUUUGGGUGGACAAACAACGGAAGCAACAACCAGCGACGCCUACCACGACUUCAGAGAGUACAGUUUUCGAAAACUACACCAGUCUCCUACGUGGGGAAUCCUGCCUCCGCACACGAGUGAAACCAGGAGAGGUAACUUUCAAUGCCUUGCUAUGUUGAUAAGAAUCGGAUGGUUCCUCUCCCGUUCUCGGGUGUCACGAUCGAACCUACAGUGGCCUGCCGAAACAGCCACUGUUCUAUUGGAUGGCAUUUGCAGCUAGACGAAUUUGUCGUACGGUGGCAGCUUGCUAUGAGCCUGGACUUGUUUCAACUCAACCCCCAAAGCAGGAAUGAUCUUAUGGUCUCGGUCUUCCCGUGUUCAAAUUGAUUUUAGCAUGCGACACAACGGACUUUGUAUGUUAAAAGGUACCACUACCUGGGCGUUCUGGCACUGCUGUUUCUAGGUUGUCAUAAUAUGAUAUCACUGAACGAGCUGGUUCUGGGAGGAUAGAGAAUGAUAUGUCCCUGUUGCGUACCUAGGUACGAGUAUGCUCUACUCUUCCACAUUAUGAGUCGAGCACACUUGCAUGUUGUCUAUCAUGGCCUUAAAGACCCCAACGGCAUUGGACAUAUGUCACAGCUGCGACUCUCUUCAUCAUCUUCGGGAGCAGAACGAGCAAGGCUUGACUUCAGUGUCUGAAGGUUGGAAGUUCCCUCUACCCUCUGCCCUUUGGACCUGUAGUCGGACGAUCCAGUGACCAUUCUGUCGCGGUCGGCCACACCGGAUGACGACAAUCUGUGCGUUACGGAGGUUUCCGUACCUACAUCCCUACCUAGGUCCCUAGGUAGUACGGUGUACAAGACAUUUUUGACUUGCGAAGGGCAAUGUUCAAAUGGCAGACGUCAAGGCUUCUUUUUGGAGUAAAUAAGCACCUUGGGCAAUGCGUAUCGUGGCCGGCCAGGGCUAAAAAGUUCAGCCAGGAAACCGGUGCCGAUGCGACCACGGCAAUACGUACUUGAUGUACGGAGUAGAUUACCAGAUCAUUCAUUGGCCAAUGCUACAUCUCAAGGGAAACAAGCAUUUGACUAACUACAA
Exophiala oligosperma is the source of this 1974-nucleotide messenger RNA. RefSeq lists its product as uncharacterized. Gene Ontology annotation, molecular function: SNAP receptor activity. The coding region runs from base 166 to 843 and encodes 225 amino acids. NCBI's taxonomy places the organism in Eukaryota, Fungi, Ascomycota, Eurotiomycetes, Chaetothyriales, Herpotrichiellaceae. The transcript is spliced from 3 exons. The record is from RefSeq and is a predicted model, not a curated record. Gene Ontology annotation, cellular component: cis-Golgi network; SNARE complex; Golgi membrane. Gene Ontology annotation, biological process: vesicle fusion; endoplasmic reticulum to Golgi vesicle-mediated transport.